Drosophila yakuba is the source of this 3524-nucleotide messenger RNA. RefSeq names its product sodium- and chloride-dependent GABA transporter ine (gene ine). Gene Ontology annotation, biological process: sodium ion transmembrane transport; transmission of nerve impulse; neurotransmitter transport. Bases 563 to 3397 code for a protein of 944 amino acids. The record is from RefSeq and is a predicted model, not a curated record. Gene Ontology annotation, cellular component: membrane. The transcript is spliced from 10 exons. Gene Ontology annotation, molecular function: neurotransmitter:sodium symporter activity; osmosensor activity. Lineage: Eukaryota; Metazoa; Arthropoda; Insecta; Diptera; Drosophilidae.
CAUUUGACGGCGCGCGUGUAGGCACGUUUUCGGGGCCUCCUCCAUGGACUCAUGGUUAAUCUGUUAGGUUGUCGAAAGUGCGGCACGUAAAGUUGAGCACCUCGCUCUACACACGCACUACAUUAAGUAUACGCGGCGUUAUCUUGAUCCGCUCAAUUGCCGUUGUCGGGUAAUUUGAUCAAAUAAAGAUAACUCGUGCUGGCUUUCACAUGAUUUAGUUUAUUUUGAUUUAAAAGCUCACGCGGCCAGCAACAACAACAUUGUGCAACUCAAGGUUUAAAUGUGAUUUAAAAUUGUGUCAACCAGUACUCGCAAUCGCAAUCGCAGAUUGCGAGCAUUCAAAAUGAUAGAUAUGAAAGCGGCCCCAGCAUCAGUGAACCAGUGCAAAAUCCAACAACAGUCGCCGUUCAAAAUGUUUUUAUGAUAAAGCGACAAGCAGCAACUAGCAACCUGCAACUAGCAACACAUCAACUGGCAACCAGCAACUGGCAACCAGCAACACAGCUACAGCAGCCACACGAAUUUCCCACAGAGAGGCCCUCCUCUCCACUCAACCUUUCCAAUGGCGGACAACAAAGACGCCAGCCAGGUGCUAAGCACCACACCCGACCAGGUGGUGCUCAAGCGUGCCCCGCCCACCGGCCUAACGCCCUUGAGGCACAGCCAACUCUCUGACAGCGGAGCGGAGAGCUGCUACGAGGGCGACGAGCAGGCACGGCUCAUCCGGUCGUCCUCGUCGCGGGCGCACAAGUUCAUCAUUAUACCGGCCACGCCAGGCACACCGCCGGGAAGUGGUGCGGUAGCCGGACCACUUCCCUUCCGCCAAACCAGCUCCACCACCUCGCUGGCGGCCAUGGCGGCUGCUCUGCACAAACAGCCGCCACUGCGCCAGACAUCGGUCCGCACCAGACCCAAUUCGGAGGUAUUGCAACCAGGUCAGGUGGUGCAGGCCCAUCAGCCGACGGCAGCAGGAUCCACCUCCACGGUCACCUUCACCAUUGACGAUUGCGAUGAACAAGCGGCUGCGAUUCCUGAGCCGUCUUCAGCUCCAGUUGCCGUGACCAUGCCCGCCAUCUCACCCACGCCCGCCACCCUGACCUGCACCACCACGACCACCAUGGCCGGGGAUUCGGUGGCCGUCUCGCCGCUCAGCAUGGAGCUGAAAUCGCGCUUAGGCAGCCACCACAGCAGUAUGCGCUCCGUGGUCUCAGGUUAUCUUCCGGGCCUGAGCGACAGUAGCGGCAAUCUGGUUGGCGGCGUAUCGAUGGCCACUUCCGGAUUACAGGCCCCCAAUCCGCUCUACAUGCAACCACAGGCCUCGCUGAGCGGCAGUUCCUAUCAUUUCCACGACCUGGCCGGCAACCAGAUCUACUCCGAUGUGACCUCCGUUCGCUCGCUGGCCUCCAUUGGCAUUGGGUCGACGGAUGGACGCAAGCUGGUCAUCCGACGAGUGCCCACCACCGCUAACGAGCUCUUUGACAUGGUCAAUCCGCAGACGCCGCCACCCUUGGGGGUCGAUGACGACGACAGCUACUUGGACAUGUCCGAUGAGACGGCGCACCUGAAGCCGCGCCAGCAGCACUGGGCCAACAAGAUGCAGUUCGUCCUGGCCUGCAUUGGAUACUCGGUGGGUCUGGGCAACGUCUGGCGAUUUCCCUACAUGUGCUACAAGAGUGGCGGUGGUGUUUUUCUAGUACCUUAUUGCAUAAUACUGUUCAUAUGCAGCAUUCCGCUGCUCUUCAUGGAGCUGUCCGUUGGCCAAUACACCGGUCGAGGACCCAUUGGGGCACUGGGUCAACUGUGUCCUCUGUUUAAGGGAGCCGGACUCGCCAGCGUGGUCGUCUCGUUCCUCAUGUCCACCUACUAUAGUGUCAUCAUAGGCUACUCCAUCUACUACUUCUUCACGUCGUUUAAAACAGAGAUGCCCUGGAUCGACUGCAACAACAGGUGGAACACGCCGGAUUGCUGGGUGCCGCAGCGCAAGGGGAUAAAUGCCAGUGCACCGGACACAUCUCGCACUCCUUCCGAGGAAUUCUUCGAAAACAAGGUCCUGCAGAUCAGCGGUGGCCUCGAGUAUCCGGGCAUGAUGCGCUGGGAGCUGUUCGCCUGCCUUAUCUGCGCCUGGCUGAUGGUCUACUUCGCCACGUGGAAGUCGAUCAAGUCGUCGGCGAAGGUGCGCUACUUCACGGCCACCUUCCCCUUCGUGCUGAUCAUCAUCCUGAUGGCGCGAGCGGUGACCCUGGACGGAGCUGCGGAGGGUCUGCGCUUCUUCUUCCGACCCAAGUGGUCGGAGCUGAAGAACGCCAAUGUGUGGAUCAACGCCGCCUCUCAGAACUUCAACUCGCUGGGCAUCACCUUUGGAUCCAUGAUCUCCUUUGCCAGCUACAACAAGUACAACAACAAUAUCCUGCGAGAUACUGUGGCAGUGAGUGCGGUUAAUAUGAUCACCAGUCUCCUGGUGGGCAUCUUUGCUUUCUCUACGCUGGGCAACCUGGCGCUGGAGCAGAAUACCAAUGUGAGAGACGUCAUCGGUGAUGGACCGGGCAUGAUAUUCGUGGUGUAUCCCCAGGCGAUGGCUAAGAUGCCGUACGCCCAGCUCUGGGCGGUCAUGUUCUUCUUUAUGCUGCUCUGCCUCGGUCUGAACUCGCAGUUUGCCAUCGUGGAGGUGGUGGUCACCUCCAUACAGGAUGGAUUUCCGCGCUGGAUCAAACGACACCUGGGCUAUCACGAAAUCGUGGUCUUGUUCGUGUGUGUCAUCUCAUGCCUGUUUGGAAUGCCCAAUAUCAUACAGGGUGGCAUCUACUACUUCCAGCUAAUGGAUCACUACGCCGCCUCCGUGACAAUCAUGUUCCUGGCCUUCUGUCAAAUGAUCGCCAUUGCCUGGUUCUACGGCACGGGAAGACUGUCGAAGAACGUCAAGCAAAUGACCGGAAAGGCGCCAUCCUUCUAUUUCAGAUCCUGCUGGCUGGUUCUGGGACCGUGCCUCCUCUUUGCCAUCUGGGUGUUGAGUCUGAUCAACUACCACGAGCCCACCUACCACAAUGGACGCUAUACCUAUCCAGACUGGGCCUAUGGAAUAGGCUGGAUGUUCGCCUCCUUCUCGCUGAUCUGCAUACCAGGAUAUGCGGUUAUCAACUUCCUGCGGUCCAGUGGAGACACCUUUUGGGAACGCAUCCGGAACACGCUGAGACCAAACAUCUACGAGUGCAAAAUCUGCGGCGAACAUCACUGCGAACACGACUUUCCGGAGCAGGAGCAGUUUAUGCUGACCCAGGAACUGGCCACCGUAUACAAGCCCGCGAACCCACACUUGCUCCAUCUCGGCCAGAAGUAUGGGUACAACGCCAUGCAGGCCUCAGCCGCACAUGCGGAGGCAGGAGCACCAAGUGGCCAGUAACUGUUAGGAACCUCUCCCAACAAUAGCCAUUUCCGAGUAUUUUUAACGAAUCACUUUUGUAAGUUAACUGCAGAAAGUAAAGUAUUUAAAUAAAUUGUAGAACGAGACUACUGGAUUAAGGAGGUUA